CCGAUGAAAAAUUCAUCGUCGAUCUCGUGGUUAAAGUAACAAAUGUUUAAAGACCUUGAAAAUCCUUCGCCGGCGUCCGACUAUACUACCUUUCAUCAAUUAAAAUCCACAUAACCCCACUUGAAGAGUAAUGUAACUCCGGUUGAUAAGUAUACUCCGGCAGAGAAGAAUACUCCAUAGCCUCACCCUCACUCCUCGAUUUUUGGGGACCUCUCUCUAAUGUCGACCGAAGAAGAGGUUAAGCGUAAGGCCGCCGUUGCCGAAUACAAUAAGAAGCUCCUUCAACAUCGCGAGCUUGAAUCUCGUAGCAGAAAAGUGAAGGAAGAGUUGCGAAGUGCCAAAAAGGACUACGCUAAAACAGAGGAUGAUCUAAAGUCACUCCAGAGUGUUGGGCAGAUCAUUGGAGAAGUCCUAAGGCCUCUUGACAAUGAGAGAUUAAUUGUGAAAGCUAGCAGUGGACCAAGGUAUGUGGUUGGUUGUCGUAGCAAAGUGGACAAAGAAAAGCUCACUUCUGGAACUCGAGUGGUACUUGACAUGACUACCCUCACCAUUAUGCGUGCUCUUCCUCGUGAAGUUGAUCCAGUUGUAUACAAUAUGCUUCAUGAAGAUCCUGGGAAUAUAAGCUAUUCUGCUGUGGGAGGGCUGUCUGAUCAAAUCCGAGAACUGAGGGAAUCCAUUGAGCUUCCACUGAUGAAUCCUGAGCUUUUCAUUCGUGUGGGAAUUAAACCUCCAAAGGGUGUUCUUCUCUAUGGGCCUCCAGGGACUGGCAAGACAUUGUUAGCUCGAGCCAUAGCCAGUAAUAUAGAUGCCAAUUUCCUAAAGGUUGUAUCAAGUGCUAUCAUCGAUAAGUACAUUGGUGAAAGUGCAAGACUGAUCCGUGAAAUGUUCAAUUACGCUCGAGAACACCAGCCUUGCAUCAUCUUCAUGGAUGAGAUUGAUGCUAUUGGAGGUCGUCGAUUCAGUGAGGGUACAAGUGCUGAUCGUGAAAUUCAAAGAACCCUUAUGGAACUGCUGAAUCAGCUUGAUGGUUUUGAUCAGCUAGGCAAGGUCAAAAUGAUCAUGGCAACAAACAGACCGGAUGUGCUGGACCCAGCACUUCUUCGUCCAGGACGUCUAGAUAGGAAAAUUGAGAUUCCAUUGCCAAAUGAACAGUCAAGAAUGGAAAUUCUCAAAAUCCAUGCUGCUGGUAUUGCCAAACAUGGUGAGAUCGACUAUGAAGCAGUUGUUAAGCUAGCAGAGGGAUUUAAUGGGGCCGAUCUACGAAACAUUUGUACUGAAGCUGGUAUGUCAGCCAUACGUGCUGAGAGAGAUUAUGUGAUUCAUGAAGACUUCAUGAAGGCUGUGAGAAAACUAAACGAAGCAAAAAAGCUAGAGUCAAGUGCUACUUAUUCUGCAGAUUUUGGAAAGGAUUAGUACUAAAAAAAAAUUCACAAAUUUUCUUAUAAUUCUUUGUUCUAUCUCUUUGUUCUAUUGUGAAUUUUCAAAUUGAAACUAUGGUUUUAUACUAGCUUUAAUUUCUUAACAAAUU
Chenopodium quinoa (quinoa) is the source of this 1528-nucleotide messenger RNA. Its product is annotated as 26S proteasome regulatory subunit 10B homolog A-like. Lineage: Eukaryota; Viridiplantae; Streptophyta; Magnoliopsida; Caryophyllales; Amaranthaceae. Gene Ontology annotation, molecular function: ATP binding; ATP hydrolysis activity; proteasome-activating activity. Gene Ontology annotation, biological process: positive regulation of RNA polymerase II transcription preinitiation complex assembly. The coding region runs from base 220 to 1413 and encodes 397 amino acids. The transcript has 11 exons. The record is from RefSeq and is a predicted model, not a curated record. Gene Ontology annotation, cellular component: cytosolic proteasome complex; proteasome regulatory particle, base subcomplex.